ACAGGCUAAAUUCAAUAUGGCGGACGUGACUUACUGCUGAGCGGUUGUGUUUUUGUCAUGUUUACCUUGGUUAAUAUUUUAAACUAGAUUUUUCUUAUGUGAUUAUUAAUAUGAUAUCGUCUAUAAUUUCCCGACUGGUCAUAUUGGUUUUUGGGACGUUGUAUCCGGCGUAUGCUUCCUACAAGGCUGUGAGGACGAAGAAUUUGAAAGAAUAUGUAAAAUGGAUGAUGUACUGGAUAGUGUUCGCGCUGUUCACCUGCACGGAGACUUUCACGGAUGUCUUCCUAUCAUGGUUCCCCUUCUACUACGAGGUGAAGAUCGUGCUGGUGCUGUGGCUGCUGUCACCAGCGACGAAGGGCUCCUCCAUAUUGUACAGGAAGUUCGUACAUCCGGCGCUGUGCAGACGCGAGCAGGAAAUCGAUGAAUAUAUAGCCAAAGCCAAAGACCAGGGUUACCACACCGUGCUGAAUCUAGGCACGAAGGGUGUCAACUAUGCCACCACUGUUAUUAUGCAGACUGCCAUCAAGGGCGGCGGCGGUUUGGUUCAGCAGCUUCGCAAGAGCUACAGCCUGUCUGACCUGACUGAGUGUGAUCCGCGCGACGAGAGAACUGACGAAGUCGACGAUGUGCUGUCUGAACCGAGACUGUUACGACGUGCCAUUAAAAGUGGGUACGCGGCCCGACGAAGCGCCUCAGAGUCUAACAGCAGACAACCAAUGUACUUUCCCGAAGUCGAUGUUGACGUAAGAACCACGAGGAAUAGAAUGGACGAGCCUGAUUUUAGCCACAUCAAGUCGACUGAAGACAUCAGUUCGGGCUACUCGAGCGCGGAAAACUCUGCGUCGUUGACGCGCGCGGGCUCCAUCGGCGCGCGGCGCGUGCGCACCUCGCGUACCACAGUCACUACCAUCAAGCGCCCGCAGGCUGCUGAGGACAACGAAGUUAUCAUCGAGGAGUUGCAAGACAUGGAGCCAUUUGAUUAUUCCACCAUGCCUUCUCUUAUUGAUUUGCAGUCACAGAUAUUCGUAUCAAACACCAUCCCACGAUUUCUAUAUCAAUACAUCGGAGAUCAAGUCAAAAUAUUACAAGUAUUGAGCAAUUCAGUACCUACAGAUAGCCCUGUUAGUAUUUCUGACUUAAAAGAGGAUAUAGAAAUCAAAUCUGACGGUACAGAUAAAUCUACAACGACAGAAGUAGCUACGACCGUUGAUGUUCCUAACAUUCCCAAUGAAUCACUUACUAAACCAAUGGAAAAUAUAACAGACGAUCAAUUCAAUAAUACUACUGUUAAAGUGGAUCCUGCAAAUAAAAAUUUAGGUGAUAAUAAAGAAAAAAAUAAAGUAGAGGAUGAAAAAAAAGAUAGUACGCCCCCUGAAGAAUCAAUAGAUUCUUCUAGUGUUUAUACAUCCGAACACGAUAACGAUUUCGAAGAUGGCGACGACGAAGCGUCUUUUGGGACGCCCGAUCCAUCGCCAAAGAGUGAAAGAAAACACAAAGGUAAAUAUGGCAAAAACAAAGCUCCACCACCGCCUAAAAUUACAGACGAUAAGAAAUCCACUGAUGUAGUAACAGAAAUAAAAUCUGCCAAUGAAGAUAUAAAUAAAGUAGAAUCUAAAUCAAAUAUAGAAGUGCAAAAUAUUGAAAGAAGGAAUUCGUUAGACGUGGGACGCGAAAGACAAAAGUCAAAAUCGCCAGUAAGACAAAAAGACGGGUCUGCGUUUGGUAAGCUUUUACAACUGCCUGGAAAAUUAGCGUUUUGGAACAAAGAUUUGAAAUCUGAUGCUUCGAGUGAGGACGAUGUAAGUCGUCAGUCUAUUGAACGACAAAUAGAUGAAUUCCAAAGUUGCGUGGACAUUAGUAAAUUGGCACCUACUAAUGAGAAUUUGGAGGAUGUAAAAGUAUUAAAGAAUGAAAUAAUCGAAACGAGCGAAGAGCUACAGAAACUUAUUGAUGCGAAGUUACAAACGCAUCCAGAGUACAAGUUCAUACCGCUGCAUGAAGAGAUACCGUCAACAUCAAAAAGUACUGAUGUGUAGCCAACGUUUUAGUUGAAGCCAAAUAGCCAUGAUGUCGGCAUCGGCUACGAUCCCUCGCACAAAGAAAGCCUCCAAUAAAAGAAAAACUCAGUAAGAGAGCAUACAUCACAUUAGGUGUUACCA
This is a messenger RNA of Aricia agestis (brown argus), 2159 nucleotides long. RefSeq lists its product as uncharacterized. Gene Ontology annotation, biological process: endoplasmic reticulum tubular network organization. The transcript has 9 exons. The record is from RefSeq and is a predicted model, not a curated record. Gene Ontology annotation, cellular component: cytoplasmic microtubule; endoplasmic reticulum membrane; endoplasmic reticulum tubular network. The coding region runs from base 111 to 2036 and encodes 641 amino acids. Gene Ontology annotation, molecular function: microtubule binding. NCBI's taxonomy places the organism in Eukaryota, Metazoa, Arthropoda, Insecta, Lepidoptera, Lycaenidae.